Molecule: messenger RNA, 1062 nt
Organism: Phyllotreta striolata
Lineage: Eukaryota; Metazoa; Arthropoda; Insecta; Coleoptera; Chrysomelidae
Source: the annotation of a GenBank genome assembly
AUCACAUAUUAUGUAUGUUUCUACUCUGUAACCAGCCGAGUUUUGUAUCUAACAUGAAAAUUCUAAUUAUAUUAGCUUCCGCCAUUUUGGCUGCUACCGCACUUUCCAUUGACCAACAAUGGAAUCAAUUCAAGAUCACUCACAAAAAAAGCUACGAAACUCCCGAAGAGGAGCAACUUCGCUACAAAAUCUACCAGGACAACGUGGAGAAGAUCAACCGACACAACAGCAGAUACGAAGCCGGAUUGGAAUCAUACACCAUGGCAGCAAACAAAUUCGCCGACUUGACCAAACAAGAAUUCCACGACUUGAUCAGCUCCUCGCGACCCGGCAGUUUUCAGGACUUCGAAUUCGAGAAACACGUCCCCGACGAGUCGAUCCCCCUUCCGGACGAAAUCGACUGGAGGAUCAAGGACAAAGCCGUGUUGCCCGUCAGAAACCAAGUCAAAUGCAGCGCCGGCUGGGCCUUCAGCGUCGCCGGCGCUUUAGAAGGACAAAACGCCAUCAAAAACAACGUGAGAACGCCGAUCAGCGAGCAGCAAUUGAUCGACUGCGAUCAAUCGAACCAAGGUUGUAAAAACGGUAGCACUGUAGCCAACGCUUGGCAAUACGCCGUUAAAAACGGUCUAGCCAGCGAAUACGAUUAUCCUUACAGAUCUUACGAGACCACUUGCCAAGCUCAAAAUAACCCCAUCGUCAAGCCCAAGAAGAUAGUUACCCUUGGCAAAACCGAAGACGAUCUUCACCAAGCUGUUGGAACUGUGGGUCCGAUAUCCGCGGGGAUUUACUUCGGUGAACUCCAAUUUUAUAGCAGCGGCGUCUUCCUCGAUCCUAUAGCUUGCCCCAGCGAUGAAUCCACGCUGGAUCACGACGUGCUGGUGGUCGGUUAUGGCAGCCAAACGGAAAUCUGGAACCUAAAGAAGUAUUACUGGAUCAUCAAAAACUCGUGGGGACAGGAUUGGGGAGAGGGCGGAUACUUCAGACUGGCCAGGAACCAGAAUCAAUGCGGCAUCGCUUUGAGGUGUUCCUAUCCGGUUUUGUAAAUGAAAUGAUGUAAUAUUA